GAUAAUCAAAAGUGGGUCAAUGCAAAUAAAAAAUGCAUGGCCUUUAUAAAGAACACCAUUGAGAGCGCCAUUGUGGGCUCCAUUGCAGAGUGCACUUCCGCAGGGGAGUUGCUUUCAAAGAUAAAGAGCCAGUUCACUGGCUCUUCAAAGAUAUAUGCCACCCAGGUGUUAGAGCAACUGGUGACAGAAAAAUACAAAGGUGGCAGUCAUGGCAUAAGAGAGCACAUCCUCAGGAUGAGCAAUAUGGCUGCAAAGCUCAAACCAAUGGAUGCAGAUCUGGAGAUCAAACCAGCGCUCCUGGUCCACCUUGUCAUGGCUUCAUUGCCACAGGAGUUUGAAGCUUUUGUAGUGAACUAUAAUAUGUCACCUGGAACAUGGGACGUAGAAAAGACAAUAGCAAUGUGUGUUCAAGAAGAGGAGAGACUAAAAGCCGCACAUGGUGGUACACUCAACUAUGUGCAUGGUCACAAAAGAAAGAAUUAUAAUCUAAACAACAAAAGUUCUCCUUCAAAGCCACGAGGAAAAGUUUCCUAUCAGCAUCAGCGUCAGCAACAGCCUUUCUCAGUGGACAAAGACACUUGUCUCCACUGUAAGAAGACCGGGCAUUACAAGAAAGACUGUCCCGUUUGGCUAAAGUCGAUCAUGGCAAAAAGAGGGAUUCCAUUCGACGCGGACUACGCUAAGAAGCGAAAGACGCAUUGAAGUGGCGAACGGAGUUGAAGCAGAAGUUGAAGCUGUCGGUGAUAUCUCCUUGGAGUUAGCUGAUGGAUUCAAUCUUCUACUUAGAGAUGUUUUAUUCGUUCCAUCAUGUAAUAGAAACUUAAUAAGUGUUUCUUGCUUGGACAAAGAUAAUUAUGAGUGUUAUUUUGGACAUGGCAAGUGUGCCAUUUGGUUAAAUAAUGCUUAUGUGGGUGAUGCUUUACUACAUGAUGAGCUUUAUUUGUUAUCACUUCGUGAAAAAGUCUAUCCCGUUUGCAAUGUGAAAGAACAUGUUUCUGCGUCGAAUAAAGUACAAAAGAAAAGAAAAAGAACAUUUGACUCAUCGAAACUAUGGCACUGUCGCUUGGGCCAUAUUUCGAAGGGGAGAAUAGAAAGAUUAGUCAAAAGUGAAAUUCUUCCUCCGUUAGAAUUUUCAGACUUAGAACAAUGCAUAGAUUGCAUUAAAGGAAAGUACGUAAAACAAAUCAAAAAAGGUGCAAUCCAUAGCACAGGCACACUAGAAAUCAUUCACACUGAUAUUUGUGGACCAUUUCCGGUGAAAAGUGUGGAUGGAUAUGACUCGUUCAUAACAUUCACAGAUGAUUACUCUCGCUAUGGUUAUAUUUAUCCAAUCAAAGAAAGAUCGGAAGCGUUGGAUAAAUUUAAAAUAUUCAAAGCUGAAGUUGAAAAUCAGCACGAUAAAAGAAUAAA
Molecule: messenger RNA, 1410 nt
Organism: Aegilops tauschii subsp. strangulata
Lineage: Eukaryota; Viridiplantae; Streptophyta; Magnoliopsida; Poales; Poaceae
Source: RefSeq, a predicted model, not a curated record